AUGUAUCUCCGGUAUUACCUGAACGAGAAGGGGGAGAGAGUCUACACCCUUGAUAGUCACUCCCCCUCCGGCCAGCCAACCCUCUCAGCACACCCCCCCCGCUUCUCGCCUGACGACAAAUUCUCUGCCCAAAGGGUACAGCUCAAGAAACGCUUUGGACUGUUGCCAACUCAAAAACCGCCUCUCGAGUACUAA
Messenger RNA from Cyclospora cayetanensis, 195 nucleotides. RefSeq names its product H/ACA ribonucleoprotein complex subunit 3-like protein. Gene Ontology annotation, molecular function: telomerase RNA binding; box H/ACA snoRNA binding. Bases 1 to 195 code for a protein of 64 amino acids. Gene Ontology annotation, cellular component: box H/ACA snoRNP complex; box H/ACA telomerase RNP complex. Gene Ontology annotation, biological process: ribosome biogenesis; positive regulation of telomerase RNA localization to Cajal body; rRNA pseudouridine synthesis. NCBI's taxonomy places the organism in Eukaryota, Apicomplexa, Conoidasida, Eucoccidiorida, Eimeriidae. The transcript has 2 exons. The record is from RefSeq and is a predicted model, not a curated record.